This is a messenger RNA of Coccinella septempunctata (seven-spotted ladybird), 1161 nucleotides long. RefSeq lists its product as uncharacterized. The coding region runs from base 79 to 1008 and encodes 309 amino acids. NCBI's taxonomy places the organism in Eukaryota, Metazoa, Arthropoda, Insecta, Coleoptera, Coccinellidae. Gene Ontology annotation, molecular function: protein binding. The transcript is spliced from 3 exons. The record is from RefSeq and is a predicted model, not a curated record.
CCUUUGGAAUUCGUUUCAAAAUUUGAAAAUCAAAAUGUCAAUAACAAACAAAAAUUUCAAUUUUACUGUAAAGAGAAAAUGAAUAGCUUGAAUAUAGGGUGGUGGAACUCCACAAAACUACAUACUUUCAAAAUAUAUAAUCUAGAGGAAAAUGAUGUUGUUGAAACAGCCAAGUUGAAAAUUAUGAAAAUGUUACAUAUAAGUGAUGAAGAAAAAUUAGAAUUGAUUUAUCGUGGAGUUAUUAUGAAAAACUUUGAAAAAAUUUCCAAUUAUAUAAAAGACAAUAAGUCACUAAUUUUCAUGAUAAAAAUGGAAGACAUACAUACUAGGACUGAAAAUUACCCAAAAAAAGAUUUGCAGAAAAUAUUCGAAAAAUACAAUGAGGCUUAUUUGCAGCCUGGAUUCAAAGAAAUCAUACUGAGAGUCAUUAAACGAGAAACGAUAACUGAUCUUUUGGAUGCUAUUCCUGAACUCUCUGAAGAUUUAGUUGCAUUGUCAAUUAUCAAGGAUAUAAGUCUUUUUGAAACAAUCCUGAAACCCAGUGUAAUGAAAGAUCAGCUGAAGAAGCAUCCAACGUUGCUUAUGUCUGUGGAUUAUUUGAUUCGCGAAGUAAUAAAAAACACGAACGGAAGAUUACGUUCUUCGGUUCAUCUAACAGAUGAAGAUUAUUCUGAAUCUGAUGAUAUAGAAAUUGAUUUCGAUACACCCAAUGUAUCUGGCUUCAAUCAUAAUAAUAUACCAUUAUUUUCCUUUUCGGAUGAUGGUGGUAUUGUAGGAACGUUAAUCCAUAGUAACAUUUUUGAAGAUGUGCUUAUGGACGUUUUAGACGAUCAAAGAGACGAAGGUGGACAAGCCCUAGAGAACAAUCCAUCCAGUCUGUCGACUCAGCUUCAUCAAAUGCAUGAAUUGGGGCUAUUUGACGAUUUACUCAAUUUCAGAGCUCUUCAAAUAGCAGGAGGAAACGUGCAACACGCGGUAGAUUUAAUUUUGAAUAGAAUUAUUGAAUAAGAAAUCGGCUCAAUUAAUUCAUGUUUGUUAACUAUGGAAGAGCAUCCUCCAUAUCGUUAACCAACCUGAUGUAACAAAUUGAAUUCAACCCAAGAGAUGAGGCUCCUAAUUCUUCAUUUUUCUACCUAACCUAAUGUAACCGACUGAACCCAA